AUCAUCUGGACACUGGGUCUCACUAUCGCCAAAUAUAUUUGGAGAUCGGCUUCGGCUACGGCUUGGCAGACAUUUUUUUCUUUCUACAAUUUUAAAUUAAAUUUAUUAGAAUAAAUGCUUCGAACACACGCGAUCUAAGUACCUUUUGUGUUUAUUAUACCUUACCUACCUAGGUAUAAAAAGAGUACUUACGUAGAUUUUCUUUUAUUAACUGUUUUAUACGAAGAUCUUGAUCUCUCAAAUUAGCAUCCAUUUUACUUCCAGUGAUUAUCAACUAAAUUAAUAAUCCACAAAGUAUUAAAUAACGUUUUUAUGAAAUAUUUAGCACAAAAACAAUACCCUUUAAAUAUCGAUCGUCAGUAACUGUGGCUGACUUACCUAUAUUCUAGCAAGCAGGACUGCCAGAUGUGAAGGGGAAAUCCCCAAUAAAUUGUUGCAUGUGACUGAUGAUGUGAGCAUGUUCGUUUCAUAAUAAAAAUGUUGCCAGGUAACCAAAAAGUCGUAUGUUUUUGUGCGAAUUACGAUCAUAAUCUUUACGAUCGUACAUUAAAAAAUAGACAAAUAAUAGUAUGAGUACGAUUUAAAUCGUAUAUCUGUCAACCCUGCUAGCAAGACAGCGACAAAAUCACGUUGCAUAACAAUGUAGCCCAAGCUUAUAUCUUAUGAAAUAUACGGAAGAGAUACGGACUUAGAAAAAACAGAAAUGUUGUUCUUUGUGGAAGUCAUUGAUGAAAUUCUAUGUAUUUUAGCCCGCAAACUUUCUUCAAACAAAAACAGCGCCAUCUAGUAUCGAGUUCUGUAAUUAUCUCUUUGUUUAUGGAUUUGAAGUAAGACCGCCACGCAUGCAAUACAUUAUGACUGGGGAUUCCCCUAUUCGUCGACGCUGAAUAUGAGGCGACGACAAUCACUGUCAAACGUGUUCACUAUUACUCUGACUCUGGUAACGUGACUUCCUGGUAACGUGUUAGGUAGGAAAAGCAGUAAAAAAGUGCAUAUUAAGGGAGCAGAUUUGAAAUAAUAUUUAUACUUAACAAGAAAUAAUUAAAGGUUCAAUGGGGAGACCUAAAGAUUUACGCAUAUGGGAGCACUACCGUACUUUACCAAACAAGUCUGUUUCUUGCAAGCUUUGUAAUAAGGUCUACAAAUUCAGUAAUGCUGCCAAAAUGCUUCAACAUCUUAUCACUUGUCCAAAAUCUCCAGAAACAUUAAAAGACUCUAUGAAACUUAUAAAAGAUAGCUCGUCCAAAACCAAAAUGUCUGGACUGUCAGAGAUAGAGACAAAUGAUUCUUUUAUAAGCCCCUCGUCGUCUGCUAACACUACAAUAAAUGCUGAGUUUCAAGACACCGAUGAUCAUAUAAAAACAGAAUUAGCGAGAGCUAUAUUUGUAACAGGGACGCCAUUAUCGAUGGUGCAACAUCCUUUAUGGAUACAAUUUUUCGAAAAAUUGCAACCAAAAUUUAAAAUACCUUCACGUAAAGCUUUAGCGACAAAAUACUUAGAUAAAAUAUAUAGAGAAAUGCGUUUUGAGUUAAAUGAGGAACUAAAUGCUUGUAGUUACUUACACCUUCAGUGCGAUGGCUGGUCUAAUUUAAGAAAUGAAGGAAUAAUAAACUUUCUUAUAUCAAAACCUCAACCUGCAUACGUUAAAAGUUUGAAUACAGAAAGUAAUCCUCACACUAGUGAAUACCUUAGCCAAGAAGUUGAAAAAGUAAUGAAAGUGUAUGGAGCAAAUAAGUUUCUUGUACUUAUUGGCGAUAACGCUAGAAAUAUACAAAAGGCAUUCGAAUUAACAAAACUCAAAUAUCCACAUGUUGUUCCUCUCGGUUGCUGUGCACAUAUCCUUAACUUGUUGUGCCAAGAUAUUGUAAAGAUACAAGAAGUAACUGUGUUUAUUAUGCAAGCCAUAAAUAUAAUAAAAACUGUUAAAAGGAGUCAACGAUUAAGUUCCUUGUUGAUAAAAUCAAGGCAGGGUGAAGAUUCUACACAAACACUAAAAUUGCCUUGUGCUACAAGAUGGGGAAGUCAUGUUACUUCGUUAAAAAGUUUGAAAGCAAAUAAGAUAGCUUUGCAAAUAUUAACAGUUAGAGAAGAUGUGGUAAUUUCAAGAGAUAUUAAAGAUUUAAUUCUAAGUGAUGAUUUCUGGACGAAGACAGGGGAAUGUAUAAGUAUUUUGGAACCAGUCACUGAAAGCAUAUUUUACUUAGAGAGCGACCAGAAUCGUUUGCAUCGCACAUACAUUACAUUUAGAGAUGUACAAGCUAAGAUACGUUUUGCAUUAAAUGAGAUUUCGACAUUGAGCGAAGAAAGCAAACAGCAGAUUCUAACAUCAGUAUCUUCAAGAUGCAAUAUGGCAAUGAGGCCAAUACAUUUUGCAGCAUAUAUUCUAGACCCCAGGACUCUAGGAGUCGAACUUACUCAAGAGGAAGAACUUAAGGGUAUGGAGUUUAUCUACAAUUUAAGCCAACACUUAAGUUUGUCAAAUGUAAUGGCAGAUUUGGCGUGUUAUAAAGCUAAAGAAAACUUUUGGGCCAGAGGAUUUGUAUGGAGCUCAUUAGAUAGCAUUGAGCCCCUAAUAUGGUGGAAAGGUAUUUGUGGUUCCACUGAGUUAAGCAAAGUAGCGAUUCGUAUUCUAUCAGCUCCCUGUACUUCGGCAGCCACUGAGCGUUCCUUUAGUAUCCAAGGCUACAUACAUAAUAACAAAAGAAAUCGACUUACAACUGAAAGAACUGAAAAAAUUUCAUUCAUUUGUUAUAACUGGAAUCUUAAACAUAAAGCUGAAUGCGAGGACAUUCAGUUUAAUGAAGAAAAUACCUUAGAAGCUUUCAUUGAGCAAGUAAAUGAACAUAACAGUUUAGACGAAAUAGAGCCUAUCGAACCUAUACAAUUCAUCGCUUGUAAUAACUCUGAAUCUGACAGUGAUUGACUGUAGUUUUACAUUUUACUUUCAUCUCUUUCUUAAUAAACUCAAAAUCAAAUUAAAA
Galleria mellonella (greater wax moth) is the source of this 2982-nucleotide messenger RNA. RefSeq lists its product as uncharacterized. Lineage: Eukaryota; Metazoa; Arthropoda; Insecta; Lepidoptera; Pyralidae. The transcript is spliced from 2 exons. The coding region runs from base 1053 to 2924 and encodes 623 amino acids. Gene Ontology annotation, molecular function: protein dimerization activity; DNA binding. The record is from RefSeq and is a predicted model, not a curated record.